CCAAUCGGGGUUUCUGCCCUACCCCAUGUGCAUUAAUCCUAAGUUCGCGUGCUAGCGUAACACUACAUUUUCUCAUCUAGUGCUGAAAUAUUAAAAACUAUUCCUAUGAUGCAAUGUUUAAAUGCCGAAGCACGUAUCACGUAUGUACCUCGUCUAUGCUGUGAGGUCUACUCGUAAUGUGUAGCUCGUGUGUGAUGGAGGAUGGUAACUCUCGUUCCAUCUCAAACUUUCAAAGUUAAUCAAACUUUCGAGUAAGAGGGACUGAACGUUCGCGUACGCUUUCGAGAAGGAUAUUGCAUUUCAUCGAUACGAUAUCGUCGAUUGCAUUGCGCCGUGCAUUGUUCCUUACGACCAAUUCACUCAAGAAAACUUCGAUCGUUACAAGGUUCUCUCUUUCUUUUAUGCGCAUGGUAAACUAUUAAAAAACAAUGUAUUGGUUGAGUCUUCGCUGAUGUCGGAUAGUUGGAAAACAUUGAGAAACACGAAAGUAGAAAUCGUCUGAAUAUAUCGGAAUUAUUUCAAUCUCGUAUAUCUGACUAUAGUAAACGGUUAUGGUGUAUCUUUCGGGUGUGUGGGGCAUGGGAGAGACUAAACCACAGUGCCACGAUACAAACAGUUCGUCGUCCUUUCUGCAGGAAAAUGAUGAAGAAGUCGCGUUGUUGCCUUUCAAAAAUCAGGUCGGCGGACAUACCAGAUUGCUUUUGUUGAACCAGAAUACCAUUUGCAAACCAUUAAACUGCAGAGAGCUUGAUUUCUAUCGAAACAUUCCGCAAGACAUACGAAUCUUUGUUCCAACGUUUAAAGGUGUUAUCCAAGCAUCUAAUAGCGGCCAAGUUACUUUGGAUAAACGUUUUAGUCCUAGCUUCCGAGAUCAAGAUAAUAGACAAGGACAUGGUUCGACCAAAAGAAAACAAGAUGAUGUACUUAGAAUGAAAAUUCAUCGCGAUAACACCUAUGCUGGAAUACCAAAAUCAGGAAUGCAUUUAGACAACGCGGCAAACAGACAGUAUUUUCUUUUGUUGGAGAAUAUUACAUCUCGGUACACUCAUCCGUGUAUAUUGGACCUAAAAAUGGGAACCAGACAACACGGCGACGAUGCGUCUGCUGAGAAACGUAACACCCAAAUUGCAAAAUGUGCUGCCAGCACAUCUGCCUCUUUAGGUGUUCGAUUAUGUGGAAUGCAGGUUUAUCAAGCUGACACUAAUCAUUACGUGAAACAAGACAAAUAUUGGGGCAGGGAAUUGAACGAAGAAGGCUUCAAAGCAGCGUUGUAUCGUUUUUUUCACAACGGGUUUUGUUUACGAAAAUUGGUCAUCGAAAAAGUGGUGCCCCAAUUGGAACAGUUACGACGCGCGGUCGAAAGGCAAAGUAGCUAUCGAUUUUAUUCGUGUUCGUUACUAGUCGUGUACGAAGGAUAUCAAACGGACAAUUUUUCGGGGCUGGAUCACUCGCCGACUGGUUUACCAGUAGAAGAAGAAUCGACCGAUUCUAGUUAUGUCGAUCAAGUUGCUCAUAGUUCGGAAGCGUGCUAUGACGCUGACACGAGUAACAGUUCCACGGAUUACAAUGUUUCGAUUCAAGAGGAAAUCAGUCAAGCAGCUUUGCACAGAGGAUUUGGUGAAGCAGCAGCUAGAGGGGCAAAAAAUACUGCUAGUUUUUACCCUCCAAGCAAGAAGACUGUUUUCGUCGAAUCUAGUGACAACUUGAUCGACACAGUGCUUCAAUCUCCCAUAUACGAACAAUGGAUGCUUUAUGACACCUCGAACGACGAGUUUUGUUUUGGACAAAGUUCGGAUAACGCGGAGGAAACUAGUUCCGACACGGAACUUAGAUCGGAUAACGGACCGAAAAGACAAAGGCACGCACAUCGACUGCUUCGUCUGUACGAGGACGAGGAAAGAAUAGAGGAACAAGUCGAGUGCACCAAUAUCAUGUCGAACAGGUAUACAUCGUGUUCGUAUCGCUCGAAGAUUAAACAAAAAUCUCAGGAAGCACGCGUCGAUGUAAAAAUGAUCGAUUUCGCGCAUACAACUUUUCUGCACGGUUCGACCCUACCUUGCAAUUCAACUUCCAUGGUGCACCAAGGCCCGGAUUGUGGUUUUUUAACAGGUCUCGAUAGUUUAAGACGGCUUUUGCUUGAAAUUCUAACCGAAGGUUGAACAGAAAAAUCCCCGAUAUAUGUAUUUACAGCAAACGGCAUUCAACAUUCUAUUGGCGGCCUGGCCAAACAAAAUUACACCAACUUGCGUUCGAACGUAGACAUAGAAUACUCUUCCGUUCGUGCAAAGGACACUCACGAGUCGCGACGCGAUUCCUUCUCAUGGUAACGAUCAAUCUGUACAUAAAAAAUAACUGUUACCGUAUAAUUUUAUGUUGUCGAGUAUCAUAAGUUAUGUGGAACUUAUAUUUAAGAUGAUAUCGUGUACGCUCUAUACACGAAUCGUGUAUUGUAUUACGAUUUCGAAUGUAAAGAAAUAAUAUAACAAA
Colletes gigas is the source of this 2487-nucleotide messenger RNA. It is a transcript of the gene Ip6k, whose product is annotated as inositol hexakisphosphate kinase 1. The record is from RefSeq and is a predicted model, not a curated record. NCBI's taxonomy places the organism in Eukaryota, Metazoa, Arthropoda, Insecta, Hymenoptera, Colletidae. Gene Ontology annotation, cellular component: nucleus; cytoplasm. The transcript is spliced from 9 exons. Gene Ontology annotation, molecular function: inositol hexakisphosphate kinase activity. The coding region runs from base 552 to 2159 and encodes 535 amino acids. Gene Ontology annotation, biological process: inositol phosphate biosynthetic process; phosphatidylinositol phosphate biosynthetic process.